Messenger RNA from Lichtheimia ornata, 1293 nucleotides. Its product is annotated as adenosylhomocysteinase. Gene Ontology annotation, biological process: L-methionine cycle. The transcript has 3 exons. Lineage: Eukaryota; Fungi; Mucoromycota; Mucoromycetes; Mucorales; Lichtheimiaceae. Bases 1 to 1293 code for a protein of 430 amino acids. Gene Ontology annotation, molecular function: adenosylhomocysteinase activity. Gene Ontology annotation, cellular component: cytosol. The record is from RefSeq and is a predicted model, not a curated record.
AUGGUCAACUACAAGGUUGCUGAUAUCUCUCUUGCCGCUUUCGGCCGUAAGGAAAUCGAGCUCGCUGAGCAAGAAAUGCCUGGUCUUAUGUCCAUCCGUGAAAAGUACGGUCCUUCCCAACCCUUGAAGGGUGCUCGUAUUGCUGGUUGUCUUCACAUGACCAUCCAAACCGCUGUUCUCAUCGAGACCUUGACCGCUCUUGGUGCUGAAGUUACCUGGUCUUCUUGUAACAUCUUCUCUACCCAAGAUCACGCUGCCGCUGCUAUUGCUGCCACUGGUGUUCCUGUUUACGCCUGGAAGGGUGAGACUGAUGAGGAAUUCGUUUGGUGCAUUGAGCAAACCUUGAAGUUCCCCAGCGGUGAACCUUUGAACAUGAUCUUGGAUGAUGGUGGUGAUUUGACCAACAUUGUUCACGAAAAGUACCCUGAACUUCUUCCUGGUAUCAAGGGUCUUUCCGAGGAGACCACCACUGGUGUCCACAACUUGUACAAGAUGAUGAAGAACGGCACUCUUAAGCUUCCUUCCAUCAACGUCAACGACUCCGUCACCAAGUCCAAGUUCGACAACUUGUACGGUUGCCGUGAAUCCCUUGUUGAUGGUAUCAAGCGUGCCACUGAUGUCAUGAUUGCCGGUAAGGUUUCCGUUGUUGCUGGUUACGGUGAUGUCGGCAAGGGUUGCGCUGCUGCUCUUAAGGCUUUCGGUUCCCGUGUCUUGGUUACCGAAGUUGAUCCUAUCAACGCUCUUCAAGCUGCCAUGGAAGGUUACGAAGUUACCACCAUGGAGGAGGCUGUCAAGGAAGCCCAAAUCUUUGUCACCACCACCGGCUGCCGUGACAUCAUCACUGGUGCUCACUUUGAGAACAUGAAGGAUGACGCCAUUGUGUGCAACAUUGGUCACUUUGACAUUGAAAUUGACGUUGCUUGGCUCAAGGAGAACGCUGCUGAAUGCGUCAACAUCAAGCCCCAAGUCGAUCGUUUCACCAUGAAGAAUGGCCGUCACGUCAUUUUGCUUGCUGAGGGUCGUCUUGUCAACUUGGGCUGUGCCACUGGUCACCCUUCGUUCGUCAUGUCCAACUCCUUCUCCAACCAAGUCUUGGCUCAAAUUGCUCUCUGGACUCAACCCGGCCAAUGGUCCGUUGGUGUCCACGUUCUCCCCAAGCAACUUGAUGAAGAAGUUGCCCGUGCUCACUUGGGCAAGCUUGGUGUCAAGCUUACUGAACUCACCUCCGUUCAAUCCGAUUACCUUGGUAUCCCCGUUGCUGGUCCCUACAAGCCUGACCACUACCGUUACUAA